Bacillus rossius redtenbacheri is the source of this 5921-nucleotide messenger RNA. Its product is annotated as homeobox protein MSX-2-like. Gene Ontology annotation, molecular function: RNA polymerase II transcription regulatory region sequence-specific DNA binding; DNA-binding transcription factor activity, RNA polymerase II-specific. Gene Ontology annotation, biological process: embryonic morphogenesis; regulation of transcription by RNA polymerase II. NCBI's taxonomy places the organism in Eukaryota, Metazoa, Arthropoda, Insecta, Phasmatodea, Bacillidae. The record is from RefSeq and is a predicted model, not a curated record. Gene Ontology annotation, cellular component: nucleus. The coding region runs from base 1 to 1083 and encodes 360 amino acids. The transcript has 4 exons.
AUGAGUGCGAGAUGCAGUCCGCGCGCGAGUGAGGGAGGGGGGUGGGCGUGGCCGGGCGGGGCCCGAGGCUCCGCCCCGCCGCGGGGAGGGGGCGGCCGCCAGCAGCGCGCGGCGCGCAGUAGCGGCCCAGACCUCGCCGGGGGAGGACAUGCGAGCGCGCGAGUGAGGCAGCUCUGCACCCUGGAGGGCGGCGCGGCGAGCAUGACGGUGCUGCGAGUGGGUGCGCUGAGGGACGAGCCCGGGGGCGGCGCGGGGCGGCCGGACAAGAGCUCGCCGCCGCCGCCGCCGCCGCCGCGCUUCAGCUUCAGCGUGGAGGCGCUGCUGGCCGACACGAGGCCCGCGCGGCCCGCCUCCUGCUCGUCCUCCGAGGCCAGCGACGAGCUGGACGUGGAGGCGGCCGGCUCGCCGCCCCCGGGCCCCGCCGCCUGUGUGGCGCCCGUGCGCCCCACGCCCUUCUCGGCGCUGGCGGCGGCCUACUCGGCCAGCCUGCAGCACCAGCAGCAGCAGCAGUGGGCGGCGUCGCUGUACCCCGUGUUCGGCGGCGGGCCGGCGCUGCCCUUCGGCGGCCUCGCGGGCUCCCCAGACGGGGCGCCAGGAGAAGGACCCAAGCUCAAGUGCAACCUGCGCAAGCACAAGCCCAACCGCAAGCCUCGCACGCCCUUCACCACGCAGCAGCUGCUGUCCCUCGAGAAGAAGUUCCGGGAGAAGCAGUACUUGUCCAUCGCCGAGCGCGCAGAGUUCUCCUCGUCGCUGCACCUCACCGAGACCCAGGUGAAGAUCUGGUUCCAGAACCGCCGCGCCAAGGCCAAGCGGCUGCAGGAGGCGGAGAUCGAGAAGCUGAAGAUGGCGGCGGUGGCGGCGGCCCGCCCCCACGGGCUGUACGGCCCCGCCGGGCCCUACUUCCACCCCCACCACCCGCACCACCCGCACCAGCCGGGGGCGGCGCCCCACCCCCACGAGCUGCUCGCGCACCACGCGCACCUCAGCGCGCUGCUCGGCAGGCACCCCAUGCUGCCGCCCCCGGGCCUGUGCGCGCCGCCCCCGCCGCCCCCGGCGCCGCGGCCGCCCUCGCCGCUCUCCUAACGGCGCCCCCUCACCUCGUAGCUCUCUGGAGGAGUGCAACACCUCUCUCACUUCGCGACUCUUUGGAAGUGCGGGACCUGUGACCUCGUGAUGGACUCCAGGAACCCGUCUCUCACCUCGUAGCUCUCUGGAGGAGUGCAACACCUCUCUCACUUCGCGACUCUUUGGAAGUGCGGGACCUGUGACCUCGUGAUGGACUCCAGGAACCCGUCUCUCACCUCGUAGCUCUCUGGAGGAGUGUAACACCUCUCUCACUUCGCGACUCUUUGGAAGUGCGGGACCUGUGACCUCGUGAUGGACUCCAGGAACCCGUCUCUCACCUCGUAGCUCUCUGGAGGAGUGCAACACCUCUCUCACUUCGCGACUCUUUGGAAGUGCGGGACCUGUGACCUCGUGAUGGACUCCAGGAACCCGUCUCUCACCUCGUAGCUCUCUGGAGGAGUGCAACACCUCUCUCACUUCGCGACUCUUUGGAAGUGCGGGACCUGUGACCUCGUGAUGGACUCCAGGAACCCGUCUCUCACCUCGUAGCUCUCUGGAGGAGUGUAACACCUCUCUCACUUCGCGACUCUUUGGAAGUGCGGGACCUGUGACCUCGUGAUGGACUCCAGGAACCCGUCUCUCACCUCGUAGCUCUCUGGAGGAGUGCAACACCUCUCUCACUUCGCGACUCUUUGGAAGUGCGGGACCUGUGACCUCGUGAUGGACUCCAGGAACCCGUCUCUCACCUCGUAACUCUCUGGAGGAGUGCAACACCUCUCUCACUUCGCGACUCUUUGGAAGUGCGGGACCUCUGACCUCGUGAUGGACUCCAGGCACCUGUCUCUCACUUCGUAGCUCUCUGGAGGGGUGGAGAAAACAACGACUCUAUCAUUUCGCGACUCUUUGGAAGUGUGGGAGCUCUGACCACGUGACUCUUCGGGAGCUCAGAACUACCCUUGACCUGGUGACUAUGGAGGUGAGGACUUUGUGACUGUUUGGUGGUGCGGAGGCAGAUAUCUUAUGCGCAAGAGUUGGAACGUGAUUCCUCGAGGCGUGCGAGUUGGAACCUCAACAUGAAACUGCGACUCUAUGGAGGUGCGGAUCCCCGGGUCUCCCUGGUGUAAAGCCCAACAAUUUCCCGAAUGCGGCCGAAGCAAGUGGUUCUUGAACCGCAUUCAGCUUUCAAUCAUGAGAAAGCUUAGAAAGUAUUACACACACACGAUUAAUUCAAGGGUAGAUCGACCCACCCUGAAGAACAAGAGACCAAUAAAAAAAUACGUGUAAAACCAGAACAGAAGUGGCGUGUCUGUCUGCCUCCAAAGAUGAUGGACCACGGAGCCAGUCAGCGGUGGGUUCCAUGACCGAUCGGACCAACCAAUCAAAAAUGAAUUUAAUGAUAGAUUACCAAAGAAGAAACUUCAACACUUUAGACGGCAGAUUAACAUUUUAAUAGUCAAGUGAAACUUUUUACAUAGAGUGUAGCAGAUGACACGGACAAUAUUCGUAACAUAAGGUCCGUUUGGUCAUUAAAAAUGUUUCGUAAACUAAAACUGUCAAUAAAAUUAUUUUCUCGCGAGUUUGGUUUUUAAAUGACCAAACGGAGCUUACUUUACGAAUAUCCCUCGUACAUUCUAUGUCUGCUGGCUUCUAGUUCCUGACCUCCACAGAAUCUUACCUCGCGGUUCGCUGACCCGCGUGGCAAAGGUCAAAACAUCACCAGUUUUCCUGUCACGUGACACCUCUGCUUCUAGACCGUUCAUCGGUUCUUCGAGCACACACGCAGUUUCACCCCAUUUUGUGUCCAGUGGUUGUGCUUCAUGUAUUCGGCUGCUGGUACAGCUGUCAGUAACUUGUCCGCGCAAACAUUUUCUACGCACCAGCAAGCCAACUGCGUGUAUGCCGUCCCAAAUGGACAUUAACUACCAAACUACUCAUUACACUUGAGUUUUAACAGACUUAGCAGUUAAUGCUAUAUUAAUUAAAUUACACAAGUCUUAAACAAUUUAUGUCAUGGUGAUAAUACAUCUAUCUGUACCUUAAUUCACCAUGUUCCGUCUUCUCGUCUCCGGGUUAUAGUGUUGCAUUCCGGACUCGACAGAGAGAAAAUCUUGGAAACAGCUGAUGAACAAAACUGCUCUGGCAUAAUGAAUGUUGUGUUAAGUUUAGUGAAGUACCAUUUUCCGAAAUCAUAAGUAAAAUAAUCCAAAAUGCAGGACAGUGUUAUCAAACAGACGCUCUUUAUAAAUGCUAAGUUUUGAAAAAUAAGAUUUGUUAGACAUAAUAAUAGUCCCUGUAUGAAAAUCAGCCUGGGAAUUCAUGCAUUGUAAUUUACAACAAGAUCGGAAUAAUAUGUGUGAAUUUGCAUUGUUAAGUUGCCAAACAAGUAAUGUCCACAUCCGAACAUGCAAAAAGAGUAUAAAUUUGUUACAUUCUCUUUUCUUCUGGUAUCCAGAACAUUGUUAGAGCCCUACCACUUGGCGGUAUUCGUUAGCAGCAUCUGCGCACUGCCACGACUGCGCCGCAGUUGGUCCGACACGCGCUAGAAGGCAUCGAGGCAGUCAUCGCCCGAGCUAGCAGCAAGUGGGUCAGUGAGAGGUGAGAGCACAAGGGGCAAUCAAUGAACUGUGUGUCAUACCUGGAGAGUGACUAGGACUGUGCAGGCGGGGUUUCGACCCCAGGACGUGGUUGGUAGGAGUGGGGCGGAGAAUUGCGGUGUAAUUAUCUGCCGCGCGCCGACACACUGCCCAGGGACAAUCUCUCCCGAGGGCUUAUCGGCUACGACGUCACGCAUCUGGCAUCGGGGCGGGGGGGGGGGGGGGUAGAGUAGGGGUCACAGCCCUUGUCAAACCAGCCGUCCCACCACAGACUCGUCAGUCCGAAAUACUUAACAUGUGAUUGCAAACAAAUUUAUGGUAACUGAUGAUAACAUACUCCUCUGUUAUGCUGAAACGUUUUAUCUCAAAAAAUCACUGUAGCUUUCUUAUUAUUUUUCUAUGGCAGAUAGGUAGAACCACAAUAAUUUCGUCUUCAUCGGGUGGCGCAGUAGACUUGAAGCACAUACACAUCUGCUUCGCGUUGCUGAUUGGACCACAGGACUCUUGAUACGUCCUUGACGACCCAGAGCCAGUUGUAAACUAUAAGUAAACACGGGUGCCUCCCCCCAGGCACUUUACCUUGUUAUCGCCAAUGAGCAUUCUUAAAAGGCUAGAACAGUGAAAUUGAAUCCACAAAUAAUCGUAGCUCUACUAAUACGUGUGUCAACGAAAUCUUAAGCCCAAAUAAAAUGCAGAGCAACUUAAAUGUAUGCUGUGAAUCCAAGUUUAUUAUAGUUUGAAGGGCUGUAAUACUUCUUUAUUCACACAAACCAUUAGUUUAACACAUUUCACUGGAAUGUCGAAUACAAUUUACGUUUAACUUAGCAUAGCUAUUUUCAGGCGAAUCUCGGACCUUCAUUGGCUGAGCAACCGCGUUCCUGUUGGCCCAUUAGAGCGAGGACAAGCAAAUCUUCCCGGCUACAGUCAACAAGGAAACAAACUGUUCAAAAUAUUAACAGUCAUGUAUUUCCGUGAAGUACAUUUUAAAAUGUGAUUGUUCUCUUGACAAGCUGAACGUGACUGUGCGUAAGGUGGGCUACACUGGCUAUCCGAGUCAAAUUAACUAAAAUACUUUUUUUUAUAAAUUUGUAUUUUUGUCACAGAUAAAAACUGCAGUAAAUACACAUUUCGUAGAGAGCCGGAAAGUUAGAAAAUUAGUUUGGUGUCAUGCUAAAAUUCUUAGCCUUAUGUUUGCUCUACCAACAUUUUCUUUUCCAUUGGCUGAUUUCUUAGAGACAACAUUUUGUCCUUGUUAGCUCUGACUACCUUCGCUUUCUAGGCGUCGUUGGCUCACGCUGGCACUGGGGUCCAAUCAUGAACACAGUCCGAGAGUACGAACGUUUGCAAUCUAACUUGCGACAAAACGAAUCAGCAAAAUUUAAUAUACCUCAAUUCAUUUGGAGCAGUUUCCAAAAAAAAUUUCACUGAUGGUUUGGUCAGACAGAGCGCUGGGCUUCGUUUAUAGGAUGGUUUAGAACAGGAAAUGUGCUGCUGACUUUUAUAAAAUGCAUGUUACUAGGACACGAUUAUAUUAGAAAAUAUUAAAAAGUCAAAAUGUUAGAGACUGUUGGUUAUGUGUGGUGGGGAAAAAAAAUUAUAGUUCUUAUAGGCCUAUCAAAAUAUUUUGUUUGUUAAAUGAAUAUGAUGAGUAACAAUGUCGGUUUUCUGACAUAACAAAAUCUACAUUUUUACUUACCAAAUCAUUCGUCGGCUGUAAAAAUUUUUCUUCUGUCAAACAUUUGCUUUUGUGAACUAUGUUUUGUUGACGGAAAGAUGCUGAUGUUUUUGAAUCACAAGUAACUUUUCAAUAAAUUUCACAUAAAAAUAUUUAGGUUGCACAUUCUUUACAAUUUCGUUACUUUUUAUCCACUGGUGCAAAACAAUUAAAAUCUGGUAGUAAAUAACAAAUAAUAUAAAUAAACGUAGAAGUUAUACGUGCAAUAUGUGUAGAAUAUAAUCUCGUGUUCUGUCAACCAUAUUAGGCUGGACGUUCAAGUAAAAUAACACAUGUUAUGCUUUUUUAUAAACAAAACUUCCAGCAAACAAGAACGCUAAUUAUAGCUAUAUAUUUUGUACGACGAAUGGUAUAUGAAAUGAACUCGAAGGUAUACCAAAUAUUUCUAUGAACUAUCUAUAUAUCAGUUAAUGUUUUCUUACGUCAUUGACUGUACGUACUUAAUGUAUAUAAGUUAUAAAAUGCUGUAAAUAUGUAUUGAAUUUAGUUUCAUUUUAGAGAAAUAUAUGAACUGUAUUAUAUACAAA